UACCUUAUACACACUCCACCUCGAUAGGUUCAAUCACUUGGUCUGAUCACGCCGAAAUCUCUCUCAACAUAGAUAAGCCCCGCACAGCCAAAGCGUGGACCUGGCGGUUAAACCCCACACUCUUACAUAACCCCCAAAUCAGACAAACAAUCCAACAGGAGCUCACAAACUAUUUCGAGACCAAUACGGGAUCGGUCCCAUCCACGAACACACUAUGGGCAGCCCAUAAAGCAACAAUCAGAGGAACCAUAAUUAGCGCAGCCAGCGCCCACAGAAGACAAACACUCCGGGAAUUAGAACAACACCUGACCUCCCUAAGGACAAUAGAAGCCAAACACAAACGCACCCCAUCUCAAUCACUGCUCGACCAAAUUAAAUUGCACCAACACGCAAUAAAGUCCUAUAUGGCCAAAGAUUCCCAAAAAGCAUUACAAUGGACCAAACAACUAUAUUAUGAGAAGUCCAACAAGGCAGACACCCUCCUUGCGCGUAGACUCCGACAUAAAACUCUCCAAAAACACAUAGACGAAAUCACUUCGCCUGGAGGCAGAACCCAUAAAGACCCUGACCGCAUAGCCUCUAUAUUCGUUGACUACUUCUCCAAAUUAUACGACCAUAAACCCAACCACACUUUCACUCACCCAAC
Molecule: messenger RNA, 646 nt
Organism: Pelobates cultripes (western spadefoot toad)
Lineage: Eukaryota; Metazoa; Chordata; Amphibia; Anura; Pelobatidae
Source: the annotation of a GenBank genome assembly